Messenger RNA from Chaetomium strumarium, 941 nucleotides. RefSeq lists its product as uncharacterized. The coding region runs from base 160 to 834 and encodes 224 amino acids. NCBI's taxonomy places the organism in Eukaryota, Fungi, Ascomycota, Sordariomycetes, Sordariales, Chaetomiaceae. The record is from RefSeq and is a predicted model, not a curated record. The transcript has a single exon.
UUUCCGGAACAUGCAAGAAACAGUGCAGGACAUGCGGGGAAGUAACACAUUUGAAUCACGAGGUCGGGAACUGUUCACUUCGCGAGGACAUAUGCCAGUGUUGCCCAUGCCCCGGGACACACACCGGAAAACUGCAGACUCCUCUGCAGACCUUGCUGGAUGGAGGUAGGCCUAGCAGGGGCCAAGGGACGGGGGGACCUGGGAGGUAUCCCAUGGGCAACAAGCUGCCCUAUCCAUUGCCCGUUAUGCGGGAUCCCCCGUCAAACUCAAGGCCACUCCCCAGCCAUAUGCGAUGAGCGUGUCGUCUGUCAGGACUGCAAGUACGACACUGGUGACUUCAGGGCCGCAUUCCACUUCACCCAGGACUGCCCGAAGCACCUAUGCGCCGCAGAGACGUGCAGCACAGUACCGGCUGAGCCAUGCACCCGUCACUGCCGGGACUGUGGGUCUCCCGUGGUCGACAUCGAAGAGCUGGAUGAGCCGCACCAGUGCCAGUGGACCAAGCUGGAGAAGUGCCAGGCCGGCAUCAAGGACGGACGGCCCGCGUUUGUUUACCGCUUUACCAUCACCUGCAAGAGAAACCCAGCCCACGAGAAGAGGAUAGUGCGGAGCCUCGCGAAAGUGCGGGAGAAGGGGUGGCUACGUCUUCUGGAUGAUAUGGUGUCCUGCUGGCCAGACCCUGACGAGGACAGGGAUCCGCGAAAGAAGCGGCCCAUCGUCGAAUGCGCGGAAUGCUGCGCCGAAAUGUACGAAAGGGGAGACUACAAGGAGCAAAAUUCCGGGAGGUCCCGCUUUGGGAGGCCCAGCGAGUACGUCAAGGGAACGACCGUGUAAAGGUCGAACUUAGCUGAAAGUGUGGCCUUGAUGGGUGAUCUGACGGAGGUGCGGACACGGGACGACGUUCGAGGAUGGGCCAUGGAAAAAACCUUACCUCGGUCUUA